GGGCCAGAGACGCGACUCAUCGUGUGCCCGAUUCAUUUGCUUAGGUUUCUGGUAUCCUUGUCCAUAAAAAGGAGGAGAGGGUUCACUGAAUCCCUAAUCCUCCGAUUCUCGCUUCCUCUCACCGCCUGCGAUUCCUGCGGCUUGGAAAUGGCUGAGUCGAAGCCUGCCAUGAGGAAACCUGAGUUUACCAAGGUCGAUCAGCUUAGGCCUGGCACCAACGGCCAUACGCUCGUGGUUAAGGUGGUCGAUGCAAAGAUGGUGAUGGCAAAGGGGCGCCCGAAUGGGCCUCAGGUUCGUCAGAUGCGCUUAGCUGAAUGUUUGGUGGGAGAUGAAACUGGAAUGAUCAUCUUCACGGCCAGGAAUGAGCAAGUGGAUUUGAUGAAGGCAGAUACUACUGUAGUACUUAGAAAUGCAAAGAUCGACAUGUUCAAAGGAUCAAUGCGGCUUGCUGUGGACAAGUGGGGACGGAUUGAAGUCGCAGAUCCAGCUGAUUUCACAGUGAAACAGGACAACAAUCUAUCUCUGAUCGAGUUUGAGCUGGUGACUGUCGUGGAAGAGUGACCGAAAAUGGCCAGUUGAUGGUUACUGAAGCAGUUGUACUUUUAUGCUGAACCAAGACUUCUGAUAUCAUGUUAUACUCCAUCGGAUUCUUUAAACUUUCUCAACUGGAGUUUUAGGAAGGCGAGGUCAGGUGAAUCUGGGUGAUUAAACCUUAUAAGCUCAUUGUGUUGUGAAUUUGAGCAAAGAUGUCGACGAUAGCAUAAUUAUCUCUGAUUGCGAAAUUUAAACUUUGGGAGAUGUCAACUUGUUUCGUGUCUGAUCUAAACAAUUUUAUAUUAUGAAAGUAAAUUAUCUUAUUCUGCUUAAA
Molecule: messenger RNA, 868 nt
Organism: Zingiber officinale
Lineage: Eukaryota; Viridiplantae; Streptophyta; Magnoliopsida; Zingiberales; Zingiberaceae
Exons: 3
Coding region: 148-561 (137 amino acids)
Source: RefSeq, a predicted model, not a curated record